This is a messenger RNA of Bombyx mandarina (wild silkworm), 2262 nucleotides long. RefSeq names its product insulin-like growth factor-binding protein complex acid labile subunit. Lineage: Eukaryota; Metazoa; Arthropoda; Insecta; Lepidoptera; Bombycidae. The record is from RefSeq and is a predicted model, not a curated record.
AUGUUACGAUUGUCCAGCGUAUGGAUUAUUCUGAUAUCAUGGAAUUUGUUAGCGUUUGCAAGAAGCUUGGAUGACGAUGACAAAACCAUAGGAGAUUUGUGUUUUCUAUGCAGAUGUAAUCUAGAUAAAACUGAUAUUGAUUGUUCACGUAGAGGCCUCACGGACAUCCCCAAUGGAUUGGGAUUACAGGUGACCAAACUGAACAUUUCGAAUAAUGAGUUUACAAAAUUUCCCGAGUCUCUGAGCAGACUCCACAACCUCGUGAAUUUGGAUAUUAGCAGCAACCAAUUGAAGGGAUUACCUGACAAUGCGCUUUACAAUUUAACAGCGCUCGUAGUGUUGAAUUUAUCAAGAAAUUACUUUGAUUCGUGGCUUAAUUUGAAUCCGAACGAUGUACUGCUCCCGGCUACACACUUGAAAAUUCUGGACCUGUCGUAUAACAAAUUUCAGACUAUGGGCAAUUUGGCCAAUCAAGAAUUAUUGAUCAGCCCAUCCCUGGAAACGUUAAUAUUAGAUCAUUGUGAAAUAAAUUCCAUACAUGGUAGGUCUCCAUUAAGUGGUCUGAUAAACAUAAGAGUUCUAAAGUUGAACUUCAAUCCUUUAUUGAGAAUACAAAAUUUAAUAUCGUCAUCCCUGAGGAGUCUUUUCGUUAGUAACUGUGAGCUGACCACAUUAAAUCAUAACGAGUUGAUGUUCUUACCUUCGUUGACUCAUUUAAAAAUGUCAAAUAACUAUCGUCUCGAGUUAGCGUCUUCAGCGAACAAUUUGUUUUCGCAAUCAUUAAAAUAUAUCGAUAUUUCAUACUGUAAUAUUUUGCAACCGAACCUCAAGGGGUUCCCUAGUUUGCGAAAAGCUAUCCUAAAUCACAAUAUGGUUAGGUAUUUAGAAAGUAACGCUUUUGCUAACAAUACAGAAUUGGAAUAUUUGGAUUUGUCCAAUAACAACAUUGCGUCGCUUAGAUACGAUACGUUUCGAGGACUGAAGAUGCUGAAACACUUGGAUUUAUCUUGGAACGAAAUCGCUGUGAUUCCAGAAGAUAGCUUAUUGGAAAUGCCGUCUUUGACGCAAUUGAAAUUAUCCAGAAAUUACCUGUCGAGAGUUGGUCACUUGAGAUCAAUGUCUGUAACGAUUCUCGAUAUGAGUUCAUGUGAAUUAAAUACAAUCGGUAAAGAUUCACUGGAGGGCUUGCAGUCGAUUGUUGAAUUAGAUUUGUCUCAGAAUCUGUUAUCUUAUAUUCCGGAUAGUAUUUCUUCGAACACUUUGAAAUACCUUAAUUUGAAUUAUAAUCGAAUAAGCAGCAUUAAUAAUUUAACGUUUUUCAUGUUGAAUCGGUUGACUAGCUUAAGCGUGGUCGGUAACAGAUUCACUAUGAUCUGGCGGAGAUCGUUUUUCGAUUCCAAUCCAUAUUUGGAAAGACUGGAUUUGAGUGACAACAUGUGGAGAUGUGAUUGCUCCGAUGAGAACAUGAGGGACUUUUACGACUUUGUCACUUUAGAACCAAAUAAAAAAGAAGAAUCGUUCAAUCUUAUAUGCAAUAGUCCGGCUAAUGUGAACACGCAGACGUGGCUCGAGGCGUGUUACUUUACUUGGAAUCCCACCGAAAAAACCGCUAACGCAGACACUUUAAUAUGGUUUAUUGUUGUCAUGAUCAUAGGCUUGUCCUUGUGUAUAAUAUUAGUGAGCGGAAUCCGAAGCUCGAUGAAACGUCGUCUUGCCGCCAUACAAGCAGAACGGGAAAGGCAAGUGGAAGAAGCGAGAGACAGAUUGAGGCAAAUGAGAAUACGUGCGGAACAGGAAGCGUUAUGUAAUACACCAGAUCCACGUGAUUUGAUCGCGCCACCGUCGUACGAUGAAGCUCUCUCGAUGCCAAAACUGAAUGUAUCGUGUCAUUCUUUGAACGAAACCGGUUCAGGAAAAACCAGGAGAAAGAGAGGGAGAAGGAAAACGAAAUCGAGUGGUGAUCUGCUAGAAGAAACUGAUAGGAACGGUGAUGCACCCGUUUAUGAUGAUUUAGAACUAACCGAGACCCAAGAGGAAGAUAGACAGCGGAGGCGUCGUAGAAGAAAUAGAAGGUAUGGCAGUCACGAAAUAGCUGAGUUGGAUCAAUCACCAGGUGCUCGGCGUCGGCGAAUGUCUGAAUAUAUUGUUGAAAACGAUGAUAGUGUUAUUGUGGAAGUUCAAGCGCAGUUAGAACGACCCCUUCGCCCUAGAAAUCGACGGUAUUCGAUUGAUGAUAAUGAUGUCAGGGAAAGUGACUUUUAA